Cynocephalus volans (Philippine flying lemur) is the source of this 1233-nucleotide messenger RNA. RefSeq names its product solute carrier family 35 member F1 (gene SLC35F1). The record is from RefSeq and is a predicted model, not a curated record. The transcript is spliced from 8 exons. Gene Ontology annotation, biological process: transmembrane transport. NCBI's taxonomy places the organism in Eukaryota, Metazoa, Chordata, Mammalia, Dermoptera, Cynocephalidae. The coding region runs from base 1 to 1233 and encodes 410 amino acids. Gene Ontology annotation, cellular component: membrane. Gene Ontology annotation, molecular function: transmembrane transporter activity.
AUGAUCCCCCCUGAGCCGCCGCAGCAGCAGCUGCAGCCGCCGCCGCCGCCAGCCCCGCCGAACCAUGUGGUGACCACCAUCGAGAACCUGCCGGCCGAGGGCAGCGGCGGGGGCGGCGGGAGCCUGGCUGCCUCCUCCCGGGCUGGCGUGCGCCAGAGGAUCCGCAAAGUGCUGAACAGGGAGAUGUUAAUCUCUGUGGCUCUGGGCCAGGUGUUAUCCCUUCUUAUUUGUGGAAUUGGCCUGACUAGCAAGUACCUGUCAGAAGAUUUCCAUGCCAAUACGCCAGUCUUCCAGAGUUUCCUGAAUUAUAUCCUUCUCUUCUUGGUCUAUACCACCACACUAGCCGUCAGACAAGGAGAAGAAAACCUCCUGGCAAUUUUACGACGAAGAUGGUGGAAGUAUAUGAUCCUGGGACUGAUAGACCUGGAAGCAAAUUACCUGGUGGUCAAGGCUUACCAGUACACAACUCUGACCAGUAUCCAGCUCCUGGACUGUUUUGUGAUCCCAGUUGUGAUUUUGCUCUCCUGGUUCUUCCUGCUGAUCCGGUACAAGGCUGUGCAUUUCAUUGGCAUUGUUGUCUGCAUCCUGGGAAUGGGCUGCAUGGCAGGAGCGGAUGUGCUCGUGGGAAGGCAUCAGGGAGCAGGGGAAAAUAAGCUGGUAGGGGAUCUUCUGGUCUUAGGAGGAGCCACGCUCUAUGGUAUCUCUAACGUCUGGGAAGAAUACAUCAUCCGAACACUGAGCCGAGUGGAAUUCCUGGGAAUGAUUGGUCUCUUCGGUGCAUUUUUCAGUGGAAUACAAUUAGCUAUAAUGGAGCACAAGGAGCUGCUAAAGGUGCCCUGGGAUUGGCAAAUAGGACUGCUCUAUGUUGGCUUCAGUGCCUGCAUGUUUGGUCUCUACAGCUUUAUGCCAGUUGUCAUAAAGAGAACGAGCGCCACUUCGGUUAAUCUCUCUCUACUCACAGCGGAUUUGUACAGCCUGUUCUGUGGGUUGUUUCUCUUCCACUACAAGUUUUCCGGACUUUAUCUCCUGUCGUUCUUCACCAUCCUCAUUGGGCUGGUGCUGUACUCCUCCACCUCCACGUACAUAGCCCAGGACCCCCGAGUGUACAAGCAGUUUCGCAAUCCUUCAGGACCUGUUGUGGACUUACCAAACGCAGCUCAGGCGGAGCCUUCAGUCACCUACACCAGCCUGGGCCAGGAGACCGAAGAGGAGCCCCACGUUCGUGUGGCUUAG